GCCCGCCCUCCCUGCCGGGGCUCACCUGUGUCAGCCCCGAGCCCUCGAGCAGGACGGAUCGGCCGCUGCCUGCUUAAAGCUGGGGCCGCGCAGGAGUGCGAUCGCCUGCGGAUCUGCAGCUGGGCACCGGCCGCAGCGCCCGCCCCGCCGACGGCAGGGCUGGGAAUGGGGGGGAACAAGCAUUUCGCAGGGUGACCCGGGGAGAUCUGUGAGCCAGUGGCCUCAGCGUUGAAUGAGGGCUCUGUCCUGGGUCCGCGCUCGCAAGGACUGAAGGGACUCGUGAAUGUCCGCGGGACGUGUCGCCGCGGCGCCCAGCACGGCGGAGGCAGGCAGGGAGAGAAUAAAGGCUCAGGGACCCGCAGUUCUGCUCUGGAGCCCACCAGCCUCUCAGAGCCUCCGGUGACUGGCCUGUGUCUCCCCCAGGAUGGACAUGUGGACGGCGCUGCUCAUCCUGCAAGCCUUGUUGCUACCCUCCUUGGCUGAUGGUGCCACCCCUGCCCUGCGCUUUGUAGCCGUGGGUGACUGGGGAGGGGUCCCCAAUGCCCCAUUCCACACGGCCCGGGAAAUGGCCAACGCCAAGGAGAUCGCUCGGACUGUGCAGAUCCUGGGUGCAGACUUCAUCCUGUCUCUAGGGGACAAUUUUUACUUCACUGGUGUGCAAGACGUCAAUGACAAGAGGUUCCAGGAGACCUUUGAGGACGUAUUCUCUGACCGUUCCCUUCGCAAAGUGCCCUGGUACGUGCUGGCCGGAAACCAUGACCACCUUGGCAACGUCUCUGCCCAGAUUGCAUACUCUAAGAUCUCCAAGCGCUGGAACUUCCCCAGCCCUUUCUACCGCCUGCACUUCAAGAUCCCACGGACCAAUGUGUCUGUGGCCAUUUUUAUGCUGGACACAGUGACGCUAUGUGGCAACUCCGAUGACUUCCUCAGCCAGCAGCCUGAGAGGCCCCGAGACGUGAAGCUGGCCCGCACACAGCUGUCCUGGCUCAAGAAACAGCUGGCGGCGGCCAGGGAGGACUACGUGCUGGUGGCUGGCCACUACCCCGUGUGGUCCAUAGCUGAGCAUGGGCCUACCCACUGCCUGGUCAAGCAGCUACGGCCACUGCUGGCCACAUACGGGGUCACCGCCUACCUGUGCGGCCACGAUCACAAUCUGCAGUACCUGCAAGAUGAGAACGGCGUGGGCUAUGUGCUGAGUGGGGCUGGGAAUUUCAUGGACCCCUCGAAGCGGCACCAGCGCAAGGUCCCCAACGGCUAUCUGCGCUUCCACUAUGGGACUGAAGACUCACUGGGUGGCUUUGCCUAUGUGGAGAUCAGCUCCAAAGAGAUGACUGUCACUUACAUCGAGGCCUCGGGCAAGUCCCUCUUUAAGACCAGCCUGCCGAGGCGAGCCAGGCCCUGAACUCCCAUGACUGCCCAGCUCUGAGGCCCGAUCUCCACUGUUGGGUGGGUGGGCCCUGCCGGGACCGUGCUCACAGGCAGGCUUUUCCUCCGACCUGUGGCGCUGCAGCAGGGCAGGAAGGGGAAACACAGCUGAUGAACUGUGGUGCCACGUGACCCUUGUGGCACAGAUGCCCACGUAUGUGAAACAGACAUGGACAUGUGUCCCAGCCACAGUGUUACGCUCUGUGGCUGGCUCACCUUUGCUGAGUUCCGGGGUGCAAUGGAGGAGGGAGGGAAAGCUUCCUCCUAAAUCAAGCAUCUUUCUGUCACUGAUGUUCAAUAAAAGAAUAGUUGCCAAGGCUGAA
Molecule: messenger RNA, 1748 nt
Organism: Symphalangus syndactylus (siamang)
Lineage: Eukaryota; Metazoa; Chordata; Mammalia; Primates; Hylobatidae
Gene: ACP5
Product: acid phosphatase 5, tartrate resistant
Biological process (GO): bone resorption
Molecular function (GO): acid phosphatase activity
Source: RefSeq, a predicted model, not a curated record